Messenger RNA from Phialemonium atrogriseum, 2262 nucleotides. RefSeq names its product Indigoidine synthase A like protein-domain-containing protein. Gene Ontology annotation, molecular function: pseudouridylate synthase activity. Lineage: Eukaryota; Fungi; Ascomycota; Sordariomycetes; Cephalothecales; Cephalothecaceae. The coding region runs from base 1 to 2262 and encodes 753 amino acids. The transcript has 6 exons. The record is from RefSeq and is a predicted model, not a curated record.
AUGUUGCCAUCUGCGGCCAUCCAGGAUUUCAGGGUCGUCAACGGCCUCGCAGGCCGGGGGAUCGUCCACGUUUCCGAAGAGGUCUUGGAUGCUGUUGCCACCAACAGGCCGGUUGUCGCGCUAGAGUCCACCAUCUAUACCCACGGUGCCCUUGGUAACGAUCUUGACCUCGAGGCCAUCGUCAGGAGGCAUGGAGCCGUGCCUGCCGUCUGCGGGAUCCUCAAUGGCGUCCCGACCGUGGGCCUGGCGCCGUCCGAAAUAGAGCUCAUGGUCCACGAAGGGGCUAAGAAAGCGUCAAGGAGAGACCUCGCAUAUCUGGUCGGCCUGGGCCUGACCGGGCAGAAGAUGCACGGCGGCACGACUAUUUCCGGGACUAUGAUACUGGCUCGCCUAGCUGGCAUUCGCGUAUUUGGUACCGGUGGCCUCGGCGGAGUCCAUCGUGGCGGCCAAGACUCGAUGGACGUCUCGGCCGACCUGACAGAGCUAGGUAGGACCCGCGUUGCCGUUGUCAGCAGCGGCUGCAAGGGAUUCUUAGACAUUCCCCGAACACUCGAGUUUCUCGAGACCCAGGGUGUUGCGGUGUCCACCUUUGCUGAUGGUCGGACGGGGAGCGUUGAUUUCCCGGCCUUUUGGACUAGAGAUAGCGGCGUAAAGAGCCCGUCUGUCGUUCAAGAUGAGAGCCAGGCUGCGGCCAUUAUAUUCGCGCAAGAACGGCUCGGAGUGGAAUCCGGGCUUCUCUUUGCCAACCCCAUCCCUCAAGAGCAUGCCAUCUCGAGGCCAGAGAUGGAAGCUGCUAUUAACCUUGCGGUUCGCGAAGCAGAUGAGAAGGGCUUCUCGGGAAAUGAGAACACUCCUUACGUCUUGAAGAGAAUCAAGGAGCUCACCGAGGGUCGUAGCGUCCCCGCAAACAAGCAUCUGGUGCAAGCGAACGUUGCUCGAGCGGCCAAGAUUGCGGUCGAGCUCUCCAAGUUUCUGUCUCCUAGUCCAGCCGGCGGGAAGACCAUGCAUGACCAUUCCGCGGAUAUUCUGAUGGCCGGUUCAGUCGCUAUAGAUUUAAGUUGUGAUUACACCGGUAGCGGCUCAGGGGCAGAUCCAAAAUCACUGUCCCCGGCGUUGCACACCUCCAAUCCUGCAACGAUAACGCAGUCAGUCGGAGGCGUCGGCCACAAUGUCGCAUUGGCUGCACACCGGAUCGGAGGAGACUCAAAGGUUAAACUCUGCAGCAUGGUGGGCCGUGACAUCGCCGGUGCGACCAUCCUCUCGACCAUCCGUUCGUCCGGUCUCGACACAUCCUGCAUCCGCCAGCUAGGCGACGAGCACCCGGGUUCCCGAACAGCGCAAUACGUCGCCGUCAACGGCGCCGACAAGGACCUCGUCCUCGCCAUGGCCGACAUGGGCAUCUUCACCGCCGGCGCCCCGUCCGCAGCCCACCACUGGUCCCCCGCUGUAACCGCCGCCCGGCCCCGCUGGCUCGUCGUCGACGCCAAUUGGUCCCCGCGCGACAUCCGCGCCUGGAUGGCCGCCGGCCGCGCCGCCGGGGCCCACGUGGCCUUCGAGCCCGUCUCCGCCGCCAAGUCGGAGCGCCUGUUCGCAACUACCACCACCGCCCAUACCGGCGACACGGGGCCGGCGCCGGGACCACUGGGCAUCUUCCCGCACCACACCCUCGACCUCACCACCCCCAACCAGCUCGAGCUGUCGGCCAUGUACGCGGCCGCCCGCGCCGGCGAGCACCUGGAUGACCCGUCGUGGUUCGCCGUCGUCGACGCCAUGGGCCUCGGCGCCACGGGCGCGCGAGACGCCUUCGUGCGGCUCGCGGGCCGCGAGGCCGCCGACGCGGGGGUGCCCGCCCAGUCGGUGCAGCUGCUGCCGUUCGUGCCGAUCGUCGUCGCCAAGAUGGGCGGCCGCGGCGCGCUCCUCACGCAGCUGCUCCGCCCCGACGACCCGCGCCUGCGUGACCCGGCCGAGGCGAGGUUCGUGCUCGGGAGGGGGAGGGCGGGCCACCCGUGCGUGGGCGGCGUGUAUAUGCGGCUGUUCGCGGCGCCGGUGGUGGGUGGUGGUGAUGCGGUGAGUGUUAAUGGUGUGGGGGAUACGUUUCUGGGAGCGCUGGUCGCGGGGCUUGCUAAGGGGGGGAGGGUUGAGAGGCUGGUGGAUGUGGCGCAGAGGGCGGCGGUGAUGACCCUCGGCAGUAGGGAGUCGGUUAGCAAAGACUUGGGGGCGCUGAGCGGGGAGCUGGAGAGGGCUGCUAAGGCGCAUUUGUGA